AUGCCGCCUAAAGGUAAAUCCUCUCGAGGUCGCGGAGGUGGCGCUACCACCAGAAGAGUGGCCGCCGGAGGUGGCCAAACCAGCAGACAAGAAGCCGCCGGAGGUGGCGAAACCAGCAGACAAGAAGCCGCCGGAGGUGGCGUAACCACCAGACGAGUAGCCGCCGGAGGUGGCCAGGCGCUACCACAAGAAGCUGUAGGAGGAGGCGAGACCAGCAGACCAGUGAGACCAGGAGGUCGAGUCCGAACCUUCGUUGGUCACAGACCACCAGUCACUGCGAGUGGAGUCGGAACAUCUUCAAACGCGUUGAACCCAUCCUCGGCAAGUCAGUCUGCGACCCAAUCUCAAGUGAGUCGUCCUUCACUUAAUUCUAGUAGACAGAAUCCUCCUCCUAGGCAGACUCCUCCUCUUAAUAGACAGACUCCUCCUCCUCAGCCGCAGCAUCAGCCACCGUCUCCUCAAACCCAGCCUCUACCGGAACAUGACGACUUUGGACUGAGAUGCAGAACUUUUGGAAGACCGCUGAUGCUAUAG
Arabidopsis lyrata subsp. lyrata is the source of this 534-nucleotide messenger RNA. Its product is annotated as circumsporozoite protein. The transcript has a single exon. The record is from RefSeq and is a predicted model, not a curated record. Lineage: Eukaryota; Viridiplantae; Streptophyta; Magnoliopsida; Brassicales; Brassicaceae. The coding region runs from base 1 to 534 and encodes 177 amino acids.